Molecule: messenger RNA, 6357 nt
Organism: Siniperca chuatsi (mandarin fish)
Lineage: Eukaryota; Metazoa; Chordata; Actinopteri; Centrarchiformes; Sinipercidae
Gene: atf7a
Product: activating transcription factor 7a
Exons: 12
Coding region: 2043-3500 (485 amino acids)
Biological process (GO): regulation of transcription by RNA polymerase II
Molecular function (GO): cAMP response element binding; DNA-binding transcription factor activity, RNA polymerase II-specific
Source: RefSeq, a predicted model, not a curated record
GAUAUGUCGACUACACUAAACUUUGAAAAAGUAGGACUCGCCGCGCCAGUUUUAAGUGUUUGUUAUUGUUAAAACUACACGUCUAUUCAAUUGUCAAAACUGUUGUGGCAGCUACAACGUUUCAUUCGGACCCACUGUCUCGCUUUGCACUCAAGUGUCAGUCCGCUAACCAACUGACUGCUAGCGUUUUUCUGCUUUUGUGAUUUUGACUAUCCGCAAUACCUUUAAAACACACGAGUUCACUUUGGAUAUAAUUACAUUAGUGUUGAUGUGUGUUUGUUGUCAUCGCUGAAACUGGUAGUAGCGCUGUUAUUACCCGUGUUGAAUAUGCGUUCGGCCUGUUGUUAACGCUAGCCACACCAGCUAGCCAUUAGUUUUUCGAGGAUACAAAAAGUUGAUUUCGGGUUUUCAGCCAAUAAGAUUCAGCUAGCCGAUGUUAUUGACAGGGUCUGAAGCAUUGCAUUCAUCAGAUGCUGUUGACUGACGUGCUUAUAGCCAAUAGCUGAAAAGAAUAGGCGGUCUUGUUACGGGAAAAGGCAGGGCUAAGUAAGCUCGUUCGUCGCCAGACGGUAAUGAAGGCUAAAGAAGACAAACUUUUUCAGACCAGUCAGCGUUGUCUGGAAGAAGGAACUAAAGUUUGCAGGACUUUGGGAUUUCAGUUUGACAUUGACCUCUUUUACAUUCCUGAAACCCCACGAAAAAUAUUCGCAUGUCAGUUUUGGCGGUAGAAUAUGCUGUAAUGAUAAUCUGGAUCUGCAAGAAGAGCCUCUAAAGACAUGAUCUAAAGUCUUAAGUAAUAAUGAUAUCCAUAGUAUUUCCAUUUGAGCUGUUGAACGCCCCAGGAUCCGCAUCCCCAUGCAUGUCAACACCUUCAUUAGGAAUGUAGGUCAUGUUUUUGGCAGAGUUGUACCUCAUUCCAUCACAUAGAGUUACACCAGAGAAAACUGCAGCCUGUUUUGUCCAACCAAACAUCUCGAACCACUCUAAGUAAUGAUUGUAUUCAACAUAAAUGUUCUUUGUUGCUACUUAAACAUCAUCAAAUUACACAUAUGGUGAAUACAUUUUAUGUUUCAAAAAUAUAUGCUGAGCAUGUAUGCUUUUCUGUAUACAUAUGUGCCUCAACCUUUGGCUGAGAUGUCAGUGAUUCAAAGUCUAUCCAUUCAUAAUUGGUUUGUUAAUUUAGUAUUUAAUGCUAUAGAGCAUUAAGCAUAAAUUAUUUUGCAAAAUUAUUGUCCGCACCAGAGGCUGUGUCGGCUCCACUUUUGAUGAGACCCAAAACAUCAAGUGACAUGGUCUGUUUCUUUUGAAUUUGUUGUAACAGAACCAAAACCUCACGGCAAGUACUUAUAAAAGUUGUUGAUCACAAAUCAAAUCGGCACAGUGUUUAUGAUUUAAUUUUAGAAAACUGCCGUGGGUCCAUCCUGUAUUGUCCUGCAUUGUCUGCUAGCUCGGCAUGGAUUUAGCUUUUAGGCCUUGUUAGUUAUGCAGACAUGGAUAUAGGAUUUCAUUUGUUCCAUUUACCAAAUCUCAGGUUCACUUUGCUUACAUAAAUACAUAUUGGCUGUUGCACACACCCAGCUACAGCCUAGAUCUCUGGUCUCUAAAGCUCAUAGCCUAUAUUUACAGGACCCCACCUGUGAUCCAGCAGAUAUCCAUGAUCCUUAAAUUGAUCAAUCGCUGACCGCGUUUUUCUUUCUUUCGCUAUUUCACCAUUUCACUCUCUCCCUCCUUUACUUCUUUUUCUUUUUGUGGGGUCUCCCCUACCCUCUGGCAAUUCAAGCCUCAGAUUCCACAGUCAUGGCUGCAGCGCGAGCUAUUAAUACAGUUUGUUUAGUCAGUUUCCUAGCAGGCUGCAUCAAACACUGGAUGGCUGUGGCUGAUUAUAGCUGGGACUCGUUCCCCUACACCUGCUGAGUCGGAGAAAUCCAAGUUAACGGUGGGACUUUGGCAGCAGCUCAAUGAGAGGGACAGGAAUUAGGGCACUUUAAGUGCUUCUAUGUCACCUUGGACGAAAGGAGUUACAUUGCAAGCUCUUUGCAAAAAUGGGGGACGACCGACCUUUUGUGUGCAAUGCUCCUGGCUGUGGACAGAGGUUUACCAAUGAGGACCACUUGGCUGUACACAAACACAAGCAUGAAAUGACACUGAAAUUUGGACCAGCCAGGACUGACUCUGUCAUUAUUGCAGACCAGACACCUACUCCCACUCGCUUCCUAAAGAACUGCGAGGAGGUUGGUCUGUUCAACGAGCUGGCCAGCUCCUUCGAACAAGACGAAGAUGACAAGAGAGCAAAGAACUCUCUCCCUGUUCCCAACUCUGUGGCUUUGGACAUGAGCUUGCAGAUGCCAUCAGAUGUGAAGGUGAAAGAAGAGGAACCUGUAGAGGUUGACUCCUCGCCACCAGACAGCCCUGAAUCUAUCUCUGGAAAUUCAGACAGCAGCAUAGAGUCUCUGGUUAAAGGAAAGGACACACCAGCCAGGAGUUCAGCCCCCACCCCUACUAUUGUGCGUCCAGGUUCCCUCCCACUACACUUGGGCUUUGAUGCCCUUCAGCCCACCAUGCCGUCACCCACCUCUGUCAUCACACAGGCACCACCUUCCAAUCGUACUCUUGGUUCGCCAACCAGCCACUACCCCAUGAUGAUGCUUCCCUCUGGUCAGGCAGUGCCUGUGCUCCCUGGUCCAGUACACAUGCCCUCUGUCAUUAAUCUGGCCCGACCCAUGUGCAUGGUACCCAACAUUCCUGGGAUCCCCGGUCCUCCUCUGGGAGGCAGCAGCAGCGGCUCUAACUCCCCCUCUGGCUACAGCAUCCACUCGGAGGCCAAGAUGCGUCUGAAGGCUGCGCUGUCCCAGCAGAGCCCGUCAGGACAGAGUAUGGGGGUCAUGGCCAUGGGCAGCAGCCCCAUGGUACCUCAGAGGGCAGAGCAGAGCCAGCUGCUUGUCCAACAGCCAGAUGCUCCAUCACCUGCACAACCUCAGGUAUCUCCAGCACAGCCUACAGGUGGGCGUCGGCGACGGACAUUAGAUGAUGACCCAGAUGAGCGAAGGCAGCGUUUCCUCGAGAGGAAUCGGGCCGCGGCAUCACGCUGCAGACAGAAACGCAAACUGUGGGUCAGUUCCCUAGAGAAGAAGGCUGAGGAGCUCUGCAACCUGAACGUCUCACUGUCGAAUGAAGUGUCUCUGUUGCGGAACGAGGUGGCUCAUUUGAAGCAGCUGCUGUUGGCCCACAAGGACUGUCCUGUGACCACCCUACAGAAGAAGACUGCCUACUUAGCUGCAGAAGAGAGCAUGAAAGACACCUCAGAGCCCACAGGUUCCCCUGCCCCGGUGAUCCAGCACAGCUCUUUGGCGCACAGCCCCUCUGCAGGGCAAAACGGCCUGAGCUCAAGGGCAGCAGCUGAGGCUAUGGCUAUGUCAGUGCUGGCAGGAAUGGGCCAGCAGCAGAGGGCUGAGAGUGAACCCGCUCACAUUAUCAUGGCUGCACAGUCUGCUGCCAGAUGAUGAGCGAUGCCACCGUGGCCCAGAAUUGGCUCACACUCAUCAGCCAGGGGUAAAAAAGAGCAGCGGAACCCUCCCAACUUCCCCAAUCUAGAAGUCCAAAUUUCUCAUCUUCCCCUUCCCCCCUCACUGUGCUCCUCUGCUCUCUCUGACCCUCCUGUGGAGCCAUCAUGCUGUGGCCUGGAGCUCAGCAGCAGCCUUCUGGGAAUGGACUGAGACUUUUGAGAGAGCUUCCUGUUCACUUUGCCAUAGACUACAGGGGCUGGACUCCAAUUUCCCAUCCUUGUUUCCCUCUUGCUUCCCCGCUCAUCUCUCCUCACCCUCUGUCAAAAUGACUCUUCACUGGACUGUAGGACUGCAUCGCUCUGAGUGUACUGCCGUAAUGAACUUCCCAUGUGGACACGCACCACACAUGUGCACAGUUUCUAACACACAGGUGUUGCGCAAACAUUCUUGAUCAAAUCAGAUACCAAACAACACACAGGGCUUUACACUGUUGUCAGCAGGGAAUAGUGCCUUGCGCUCCUCGACUUUUUAGCCACGCACACACCCACACAAGUAAUCACAGCAUAUGUCCCUAUACAUCCUUGGCUCCAGAGAUGCAGUUGUUGUCUAGACGUCAAUGACUCACAUCUCAAAUAUUUACCCAAACCUUUUGUAAAUGGUUCAACCUCAAGGUGAUCUCAACAUGGAUCCAAAAACCUUACCUCAUUUACACCCCUUUAUGCUAAAUUUGAUAAACUGUGUGUAUGAUUGGCUCUGUGUGUAUAUAUUUAUGUACAUCAGAACAUAGCAGUUUGCCUACUCCUGAUCCGAUACGUUAAUACCUUGGGAUAGGAUUGUUAGCAUGUGACUUUUUCUAUUAGGGUAUUAUGUUCUUGAUACAGUAUGUGCAGCUAUAUUUUUUUAAUUAAUUGGCACAUCCUCCCAGAUUAGUCCACAGAACCAAAAUAUGUUGAAUUGACAGUGUAUUAUCUUAAAAUUAGUUUGUUUGAGCAUUAGCUUUUUUCUUACCUGAAGGGAAUUCAACCUUUCCCCUCCUCCUCACCUUCCUCUAAAACAGGCAGUUUUGCUGUUUAUUGGUUUGUAAGUGGAUGCCUUUUUCCAUUCUAUAUGAAACUAUUCUAGUGACUGUGUUUCUCUGUGUGGGCUCUGGACUUAAUGUAACUGUUAUUUUCACACUUCUCAGGAUGGUUGCACAUCCUUGCUGCUCGUUGGAAGUGCGAUGAACCGCUUAGUCUCUUUGCUCUUUACCAAACCUUAACUAAGCCAUAAUGACGACAAAUCCCAUUUCUGAAUCUCCAAAGACCGCCUGGUUCUUGUGCUGGUUAAUAGCCUGUCUAUUAUUUUGUAUGAUUUAGAGGUCACAGUGACACAAUCUAUAGUAUAUCACUGCUUGUUACUUGCACCUGCUUGUUACACACAGUCUCACAUACAAUGUCUGAUAAUUUUGCCUUAAGAUCACAUUGGUGCCUCCGAUAGUCCCACUUAAAUAUACACAGAUUUGCUCAUGUAAAAAACAAUGGAGCCUUAUAAAAAUAUAUUUGUUGUCAUUUGUUCAGUUCAUCAAAUAAAAAACAACCAAUGAUGAACCAAAGAUUUAUUCAGCGAAGAUUCCUCAAAGCCUUUAAAAUGAAUGUUUAAUUUAACCAUUAUUCUCUUUUCAGUGACAUAAAAUUAUACAAUACUUGUCUGUCAUCUGGUGGAGAGACACAGCAAAGACAUCUACACUGGUAAAAGCUUUGAGGGAGGAAAAAGUUAAGAUGUCUUGUGACUGUUUCUGAAUGGCUCCAGUUCCUUUCGAAAUCCCACCAAGAUAUUUUACCAAGAUAUCAGUAUAUUUUUACAUAAACUCCUAAAGAAGCGGUUUGCUUUUCUGUUUUUUUCCUGUAUAUCCCCCCCCCCCCUUUUAUCUUAGGUGAUCAUAUAUUUGCAAGAUGUGAUAUUUCAAAAAGAUAUCUGUCCAUUAACACAAGGGCAUGUCUUUAUGCACUAAAUAAUGCAAGUUUAUUCUGUUGCUUUGUAUUUCUGUUCAUUUUAAGGUUUUGCAGUUAUCUUGUCCUCUGGGUCUUUUUCAGAGAUAUCAGAUCCUUUUUAAAAAAACAUUUUUUUUCUCUCAUCUGUACUGUAUACAUGAAUGGAAAUUUUCUCAGAAACUUUAAUAUCCUUUCACCUUUAACUGAACCUCUUGUCCUACAGUCCCAAUGGCGACCCCCGGCAUUUUGUUGUAUUUCACAGCUGGCACUAUAUUUGGCUGGCAGUCCCUUAUAGACGAUUGUUCAUAUGAAAUGAAAAUUCAAAACAUAUUUAGCUUUCAUGUAAUUCAUGUCAUUGGCACCUUUUAAUGUCAUUUCAUGUUUUCUUUGUUGUGUGCUAUUCUCAGCACUAUACAACCUUUGUCAUAACGCUUUUGAUUGUACUGAUGAAUAUAGAAACAAAUUUCUUUUAACACAGAUUUUUUGUUUGUUUUCUCUACAGAAAAAAUUAGAUUAUAUUCCUUUUGUUAUAUCUUUUAAAAUUAAUUUGGUCUUUGGAACACCCUUGUCUAACUUAUUUUUUUAAUUGGUCAACUAACAAUCGUCAAUAUGGUCUUCGGCAUGUUAAUGUUACCUAGAAUUGUUGUGAAAAGAGCAAUUUAAUGAAAAAUGCAACAACGUGAAAGUUGCACAUAGUGUAUUAAUGGUUUUUCACACUCCUAUUGUUGGACUGAUGAUUUCAAAAAUUGUCCUUGUUCUGUACAUAUCUGUACUAUAUGAAUAUAUUUACUUUUCCAUGCAUGUCCAAGUGGAAUACUACAAACACUUACAGUGCUGCAGUUUUAAUUAAAGAAACUACAUCUUAAUAAACAUUUCUAAAGUUG